GACCAACGGUCGCGGGAAGUCCUUUGCCACGCGCGUGAUAGGAAGAGGACAACUCUUGACUCAUUCAAACUUUUUUUUUUUUUUGGUAAACAGUGGUAUGGGUUUUUAUUGCGGAAAGACGUGUUACUGUGUCGGUGAGUAAUCAGCAAGGUAGUGACGGAUACCGAUACUCGACUGGACCCGGUAGUUUUAGUAUUUGUUUUUAGUUUAAGACCGACUUCGGACGUUGUUCUUACGGUGAAUACUAGCUUACUAGUCCGGGGCCAUUUCUCGGCGUUGGAUGGGCGUGUUGGAGUUAGCAAACAAGUUAGCUUUUUCUGGGAUGUUAACGGAGCUUUAAGCGUCUCACGGUAGUUUUUUGGACACUUUUUUGAGUCGAUACCUUUAUUUCAAGGUAGUUAAAAGUUUACUAGCUUUGUGUUUUUUGGCGAGAAGACGCCACUGCAACAGUAGCGGGGGUCCAACCGCGUGAUUUUUUUCACGUCGACGAAGCCGGGGUUUAAAUCCUGAAAAUGUCGAGCUACGGUCGCCAUCGGCACGGAUCCCCGUCCCCGAAAUCUCGACCGAUUCGUCAAAAGUUACAGUUUACAUCCAGCGACGGGGAAGACGACCCCAUUGAGGACGUUAACAACAGCACCGGAGGAGAGUCCGGCUUCACGGAGAUGGAUUCCCCGAUGCCAGUGCGACGGGACACCGUCGACAAACGGCUGGAGGGGAGCAGCAGCCCCCUGAACCGGUCCGGCGGGGACGACGACGUGGAGCUCUGGGACGAGGAUAGUUUUGCUUCCCCGUCUCACCUGCGGUCACCGAGCAGUGUUAUCUUUGCCAACUGCUCACCGUCACCGAGGAAAGCUUCUCGGCUGUACGGAGGGUCACCGGAGCGGUCCUACGUCCAGGACGACGGGGAAGGAUCCAGCUCCCCGAUCCCAGACUGCCCCGACACACCUCCACACAAAACCUUCAGAAAACUCAGACUUUUUGACACACCGCACACGCCAAAGAGUUUGUUGUCCAGGGCCAGGAGCUCUGGACCCGGAUCCUCCAGCAGGAGAGUUGCCCUGUUCAAGAAUGUGGAGCCUUCAGGAAAGUCAAUCACAGACAGCAGCCGGAGACAGCAAACCCCUCUGGUCAACUUUAACCCCUUCACCCCCGACUCCCUCCUCAUCCAGUCUGCCACACAGCAGAGAAACAACAGGAAGCGGGCACACUGGAAUGACUCCUGUGGAGAAGACAUGGAGGCAAGCGAUGGUGAGGGAGAGGAGGAAGUCUUGCCACCGCCCAAGAGAAUCACCAUGAUGGAAAGCAACAUGAUGUCCAGGUACACCUCAGAGUUCCUCGAGCUGGAGAAGAUCGGCUGUGGCGAGUUUGGUGCUGUGUUCAAGUGUGUGAAGAGAAUCGAUGGCUGCAUCUACGCCAUCAAGAGAUCGAAGAAACCUCUGGCAGGAUCAGUAGACGAACAGAAUGCCUUACGGGAGGUGUAUGCCCACGCCGUGCUCGGCCAACAUCCCCACGUGGUGCGUUACUACUCAGCCUGGGCUGAGGACGACCACAUGCUCAUCCAGAACGAGUACUGCAACGGCGGCACGCUAUCUGACGUCAUCGCAGAGAACUAUAGACGGCUCAGUUACCUGUCGGAGCUGGAGCUGAAAGAUCUGCUGCUGCAAGUCACACGGGGACUCAAGUACAUCCACUCUACUUCUCUGGUGCACAUGGACAUCAAGCCCAGCAACAUCUUUAUUUCACGGAAGUCUGUAGCCAGCUGCGAUGAAUGUGACGAGGAUGACGGACUGACCACCAGUGCUGUCUACAAGAUAGGUGAUCUUGGCCAUGUGACAAGAGUGAACAAUCCACAAGUGGAGGAGGGUGACAGCAGAUAUCUAGCCAAUGAAAUUUUACAAGAGGACUACAGUAACUUGACGAAGGCGGACAUCUUUGCUCUGGCUCUGACUGUUGUCAGCGCCUCGGGGGCGGAGCCUCUUCCCACCAAUGGAGACAAAUGGCAUGAGAUCCGACAGGGCAAACUGCCCCCCAUCCCCCAAGUGCUUUCUCCUGAGUUUCUCGGUCUUCUCAAGCUGAUGAUCCAUCCCGAUCAAAGCAGACGGCCGUCAACGUCUGACCUCAUCAAACACCCGGUGCUCCUCACUGCUGCCAGAAUGAGUGCCGACCAGCUCAGAGUCGAGCUCAACGCAGAGAAGUUCAAGAACGCACUGCUCCAGAAGGAGCUGAAAAAGGCCCAGAUGGCCAGAGCUGCAGCAGAGGAGAAGGUCUUGUCCACCGACAGGAUCCUGACCCGCUCCACAGUCCAGUUGAACCCCAGAACCUCCAGACUCAUCGGCAAGAAGAUGAAUCGGUCGGUCAGCCUCACCAUCUACUGAGACUUUAUUCCACCCUGACAGGAAGGGAAACACGAAGGCUCAUGGACCUUUUUAAACAAACCCGUUGAGAUGAACCGGUCUCUUUUUUUUUUUUUUUUUUUUUUUUUUACUUUUCGAGGAGAACCCUCUCAAGUUGUGGUGUUUGGGCUCCUCCGCCCAAUCAAAGGUGUGAACUGUUGCCACACCGAACUGGAACUCAUCUCGGUAGACUCUCGUUGCCAACAUAGUUCAGCCCUUUUUCCGAUGGACUUUUUUUCUCUCUCUCUCUCUUUUGGGGGGGAAAAAAAAGAAACUGUCACUCCUCAAAGGUAGUUAUUGUACCUUUUUCACACUCUGUCAUUCCUUAAGUUUGCAUAGACGUCAGGCUCUCUCUCCGUUUCUGUCCUUGCACUUCCCUCGACAAAGCCGAAGCCUGUUAGCAGCGGAUCGAAGCCGCAGUGAAGCUCUCUUCAGUGUGAGUGAACUUGCCGUAGCCGUGCGCACCUUACUGCCUGUCAAAUGCCUGAUGCUGGGUACCAGAGGGUCUGAGAUCUGACGAUUUCUGCGUCUGUAAUGGAGCACUUUGGAGGCAACACGUGGACCUUGCCACAUUUUUCUUUUACUCUUCGUCUUUUUUUUUUUAAUUUUAUUUUAUUUUUUAAAGAAAUAAAGAAAAAACCUGCUGCUAUUGAUGUUUUGUGUGUAUCAGGGUUUGGCCAGUUUCAGGUUGGAUCGUUCUAGAGGUCAUUGGCUCUUAUUUUCGAGUAGCAGGAUGCCGUCUCCCCUCCCCCUCCCCCCCAUUUAAUGUCUGUUUUAUGUUUCUGGUGGAAUGGAAAAUGGAUCAUGCCAUUUGAGGAAAAUCAUCCCAGUUUGUUUGAAGUACCAAAACCAGUGAGCCCAUUAUCUGUGAGGUUGAUCCAUAGUGUUUUAAUUUUCCCUGUUGAUUGGUGCUGCCAACCCUGCCUGUAGCAUUAGAACAAUCAUUGUCCUGUUCUUUGGAUUUUCACGUGUUCAUUUUUUAUUAUUUUUCCCCCUUCCAUGAGGCUCGUUUUCAAUUACUGUUUAGAAAAGUGUUCCUCAUCUUGUUGUUCUUGUAACCUCUAACACAAAAAGCCUUUCUGUUGUAUCCUGUACAUAUGUUCUUUUAAUAAAUUCUCACCAUCUACA
Siniperca chuatsi (mandarin fish) is the source of this 3521-nucleotide messenger RNA. RefSeq names its product WEE1 G2 checkpoint kinase (gene wee1). The record is from RefSeq and is a predicted model, not a curated record. Gene Ontology annotation, cellular component: nucleus. NCBI's taxonomy places the organism in Eukaryota, Metazoa, Chordata, Actinopteri, Centrarchiformes, Sinipercidae. Bases 513 to 2375 code for a protein of 620 amino acids. The transcript has 10 exons. Gene Ontology annotation, biological process: protein phosphorylation; mitotic cell cycle. Gene Ontology annotation, molecular function: ATP binding; magnesium ion binding; non-membrane spanning protein tyrosine kinase activity.